This is a messenger RNA of Talaromyces amestolkiae, 2574 nucleotides long. RefSeq lists its product as uncharacterized. The transcript is spliced from 2 exons. Gene Ontology annotation, cellular component: DNA replication preinitiation complex. The coding region runs from base 1 to 2574 and encodes 857 amino acids. Gene Ontology annotation, biological process: double-strand break repair via break-induced replication; mitotic DNA replication preinitiation complex assembly; DNA replication initiation. Gene Ontology annotation, molecular function: DNA replication origin binding; chromatin binding; single-stranded DNA binding. NCBI's taxonomy places the organism in Eukaryota, Fungi, Ascomycota, Eurotiomycetes, Eurotiales, Trichocomaceae. The record is from RefSeq and is a predicted model, not a curated record.
AUGUAUCUUCCACGCUCCUUGAUAGGACAUUUAUACCUCCAACUCCUGCGAUCACACCACCCUCUCUCGCCGCCUGUCCUGAUACUCGUUGCGCUCGAACCCGAUGCCCUCUGCGCGUGCCGCAUCCUUACAACGUUGCUGAAACGCGAUUAUAUAGCCCAUAAGAUCCAACCCAUUGCCGGAUAUGGUGACCUCGCGCGCGCCGGAGAGGAGCUCGUGCGGCCCAUGCGGACAACUGAUGGAGGUAGCGGCGGAGUAGUGGUUUGUCUUGGUGUCGGUGGACUUGUCGAUAUGAGCGAGAUACUACGAUUGACGAGCGAGGAAGACGAAUCCGAGGAGUUGGGAGGGGUAGAAGUGUGGGUUAUUGACGCGCGACGACCGUGGAAUUUGGUCAAUGUCUUUGGAGGACAUCCAGAUCAAUUCCGUGAACGAGAAGCUCUCGCGGAGAUGAACCUGAGUGCUUUGCGGAAAGGUCGCGGUGUUGACAAAGGCUGUCUGAAUCGAAGUUAUAAAAGCGGCAGCGGAGGUAUCAUUGUCUUCGAUGAUGGUGACAUUGAGGAGGAAUUGACCAACGAACGCGACGCCUACUAUGCCCUUGAAGAAAUGCCAGAGGUCGAUGAUGACGGCGACAAUCUAGACGACUCGGAAAGUGAAAACGAUGACAAUGGUCUUGAAGGAGGCUCUAAGAAAAGGAAAUCCUGGUCGGGACGCGAACUAGAAGACAGCGACGAGGAGGAGGACGAACGUCCACGACAACGUAGGAGGAGCAAUUCAAGCUCGCCCAUUACCUCGUCCCCCAGUAAUCGCCGCCGUGCAAUUGGACACGAUUCUUCAAACUCGUCGCGCACACCCACCCCCGAACCAGACUUCGUAUCACCGGUUUCACGCCAGCCAUCAGCGCGGAGCCUAAGACGACGAUUACUACGAAUGAAACGAAAGCACGAGAGUAUACUACAGACAUAUUACAACUCAGGCACGGCCUAUUCAGAGCCGAUAUCGUCAAUGAUGUAUUCCUUAGCUUCCGAGCUAGGUCGUGAAGAUAACGACCUUCUGUGGCUGGCAAUUGUGGGAACAUCUAGUAUGGAGCUUUCUGGACGAACGAUGGCUGGUGUCGGUAUCUCGAGCUCGUCUGAGUAUGGAGGUUCAGCUGGAUGGGGUGGAUCACGAGGUGAACAAAUUCGACAGAUCAUGCGAGACGAAGUACAUCGACUCAACCCCCCUGAAGGCAUGGACAAUUUUCGGGAUAUCCCUGGCUCUAACACGGACGUCAUUCCUACUACAGGAAGAUCUCCAACAGAUACGUCGAUACGCUUGUCACCCGAACCUCGUUUCUUACUUGUACGGCAUUGGUCGCUGUAUGAAAGCAUGCUACAUAGCCCAUAUCUCGCGUCAAGACUACACGUAUGGACGGAGAAUGGCCGUAAAAGGCUACAUAAGCUGUUGGCUAAAAUGGGCAUUAGCUUGACACAAUGUCACCAGAAUUAUAAUCACAUGGACAUGGAGCUGAAGCGCGUACUACGGUCACGACUGCUGAAAUAUGCCCCAAUGUACGGCUUGGACGGACUGGUUCCUCCUGUCGCGUCCGGGCACAGCAGCAACCGAGAAGGUUGGGGCUUUGUGCGAAGUUGGGGCUGGAAAGCGUGCUUGUCGGCAACAGAUGUCGCCGUUAUUCUGGGGUCGAUUCUAGAAGUUGGACCGAGCGCAGCAACAGCUUGGGAAUCUGGAUCCUACACAACCAGACAAUUAGCUAGGGACAAGUCCGGCCCAUCAGAUACCGACCCGGCGAAUAUUCACCCUCGAUUUUGGAGCGCCUACGAUGCACUCUCUCCGACCGGAUCUGAUUCACCCACGCUACUCGUUGAGUCUUUGCCUUUAGCACAACAUCUUCAUCGCUCGAUACUUCGUACUGGAACGUCGCUGAUGUCGAAGAAUCAGAUUCGCCAUCUACGAGCUUUCCGUAUUGGCGUUGUCAAGGACGGACCAGACGUUAGACUCUUCACUAACCCAGGAGCCUUGACAAAACUGGCACUCUGGGUCGCCGAAGCAAUUCAAGUGCAAGAACGGGAUAAGAGCGAAACUAAGAUGGGUAAGAAGAAGAUUCUGGGUACGCCUCUUGUUCUAGCUGGUCUAGACGAAGACCGCGGCGUCUAUGUGGUAGUCGGCACUGGUGGUGGCGGUGGUGUCAUUGACUUUGCGGCUCUCGCAAAGAAGAAUGAAGCACGAAAGGCAAAGAAAGAAGCUGCAGAUAAGAAAAAGAAAGAGCGUGAGGAACGACGAAAAAAGCGUGCGGCCGAGCGGGCCCGUCGUGGCGAAGACGAUGAUGAUGCAUCGGAUGAGGAGACAGAGGAAGAUGAGUCUUCGGAUUCUUCUGACGAUGAAUUAGAAGACGAGAAGAGCCGCUACGGAAACAAACGGCUUGUCCGUAACCGAUUUGGUAUUGCCUUUCAAGAAGUGGUACAAGAGACUAGUGCCCGAAUCCGAAUCGAUAGCUUUGAACAUUGCGUGGUAGAAGUUCAAAAGGAAGACUUGAGCGGGUUUCUUGAAGCCUUGAGCUUUAGAAGUGUUGUCGGGUAG